AGUGUGAACUGCCAUGCCAAGAAACUAACUUAAUCCGAACAUAUUCGGCUCAGGUUGGAUCUGGAGGACGAGAGUCCUUUUCAUUUUAUAGUGUUAGCCAUUGCAACACUCCGCUGGCAGCCAUCAGGAGAAGAGGAUUGGCCAGCUGAGAGCUCCUCGCUGUGCGAGUCGCAAGCGAGGGGAACCGGAGGCUGUCGAUCCAGGCGGGUGCCUUGAGCGACGCGAAUUUCUUCGCGACCGAGAGGAAAUCUUGGAGGAAGAAUGCAUCGCUGCUAUGGCUUGCCUGGCUUGGCCGCCAUUGCUCUUAUGUUGCUAUUGGCAACAUGCUCUGCCACAGGCGAGGGCUUAGAGGACGGUGUCAAGAAGAGGAGUGGCGGAGCACAGAAGGUCGCAGUUCCCGCUGACUCUCGCCACGACGACGCCGCAACGCCAGCAAAGCCAUCCACCCACGAGGCCGCCCCAACCAAGAGAGUAGGCACUGCAAGGGUGAAUGAUCCCGCACAACCACCCGCACUUCACCAGCGCUCGGACGAUUCCAAGCCGAGGAACGUGAUCAGAUCCGACGGCGGCAAAGACUCUGACGACUUGGACGACAGUGGGACACCGAACUCGCACGCCAAACUGGCGUUCCUGUGUAUCUCCAUAGUCGUCAUCGGCUGUGUGCUCAUCUUGCUCAUCAUCGGUCUCUACGUUCCCAUGGCCAUCAAGCGCAUACGCACACGCGACCAGACGGCGCAGUAUCGAGCGCUGCGAUUGGCCUAGGUUUGGGGUUCUUUAUUCUCUAGGUUGCCACGGAGAUGCGAUCGAUGGGCGUUGGAUGUGACGUGAGUUGCACUUGGCUGGCGACGGCUGGUAGUUUCCUGUGACGAUUUCUAUGUUUCUAUUUCUGUGACGAUUUCUAUGACUAUUUUAAAGGAACUUGAAAAUAUUUUUACCCCGAACCAAACUGUGCUAAAGGCGCACUUGAAGCUGUCUCAUUACGACAAUAGCCGCGGGGCAGAUUGAGUAGUAUUUUGUAUGUGUGUUUUUUUAACACCAAAAGAAGCCGAUGCAAAUCAUUUCUAUCUAUCUUUCACAGUGGGUUUUUUAUUUUACUUAUUAUUCUCACCCUACGUAUCACCCUUACAGGGCCCGGAAGGCCCAUCAUUCAUACAGUUGAAACCCGGACCUCGGACCAGGUGGUGCGAGCCUGA
Sycon ciliatum is the source of this 1193-nucleotide messenger RNA. RefSeq lists its product as uncharacterized. The coding region runs from base 262 to 762 and encodes 166 amino acids. The transcript has 3 exons. Lineage: Eukaryota; Metazoa; Porifera; Calcarea; Leucosolenida; Sycettidae. The record is from RefSeq and is a predicted model, not a curated record.